AUGCCAGGAUACUCAGAGUUCUACUUCAAUGUGGACCAUGGCUACCUGGAGGGUCUGGUCCGAGGGUUCAAAGGUGGGAUCUUGACAAGCGCGGACUAUGUCAAUUUAGCACAGUGUGAGACGCUAGAAGAUCUGAAGUUACAUCUACAGACUACAGACUAUGGCAAUUUCUUGGCAAAUGAAACUGGCCCUCUCACUGUUUCCACCAUUGAUGAAAAACUGAAAACAAAACUACUCACAGAAUUUCAUUACUUUAGAAACCAUGCUUUUGAACCACUUGCCACUUUUCUGAAUUUUGUCACAUACAGCUAUAUGAUUGACAAUGUAAUUCUUUUAAUAACUGGCACAUUACAUCAGCGACCCAUAGCUGAACUUGUUCCCAAGUGCCAUCCAUUGGGGAGCUUUGAGCAAAUGGAAGCAGUCAGCAUUGCCUCAAACCCCACUGAACUCUUCAAUGCAAUUUUGGUUGACACACCAUUAGCUGCAUUUUUUCAAGACUGCCUGUCUGAAAACGACCUGGAUGAAAUGAACAUUGAAAUAAUGCGCAACAAACUAUACAAGUCUUAUCUCGAGGCAUUUUAUAAGUUUUGUGAAAAACAAGGUGGUACUACAGCAGAAAUAAUGAGACCUAUUCUUGAGUUUGAGGCAGACAGACGUGCUUUUAUCAUCACCAUUAAUUCAUUUGGCACUGAGCUGAGUAAAGAUGACCGAGAGAAGCUGUAUCCAACCUGUGGAAAACUUUACCCAGAAGGCUUACACCUGUUGGCCAAUGCAGAUGACUACGAGCAAGUGAAGUGUGUUGCAGAAUACUAUGCAGAAUACAAGGCUGUGUUUGAAGGUGUAGGGAGUGGCACUGGAGAAAAGACACUGGAAGACGCAUUUUUUGAACAUGAGGUAAAGCUGAAUGCGCUUGCAUUCAACAACCAGUUUCAUUUUGGAGUAUUUUAUGCCUAUGUGAAGUUAAAGGAACAAGAAUGCAGGAAUAUUGUAUGGAUUGCUGAAUGCAUUUCUCAGAGACACAGAACCAAAAUUAACAACUACAUUCCAAUUUUCUAAAUCUGAUAAUCUAUAAUGCUUGAAAAGAUAUUUCAUAGAAAAGAAGAAAAAUCUUAUUUCAAAAAUUAACUCUUAUCAGAUGUUUUAAAUUGUAUUAAUGAGCCUACUUAAAUACAUCACUGUAGGAAAAAAAGUAAUGCAAUUAGAGAUAUGAGUACUGCAUAAGGAAAUACUAAUAGGUUUAAUCACAAUUUGUUGGUAGAUUUGUUCCCCACUGUGCCUAUUUUAAUUUAAUUGAUCAAUAAAAACCUCCUGCAAUGUCUUA
Molecule: messenger RNA, 1321 nt
Organism: Agelaius phoeniceus (red-winged blackbird)
Lineage: Eukaryota; Metazoa; Chordata; Aves; Passeriformes; Icteridae
Gene: ATP6V0D2
Product: ATPase H+ transporting V0 subunit d2
Biological process (GO): proton transmembrane transport
Cellular component (GO): proton-transporting V-type ATPase, V0 domain
Molecular function (GO): proton-transporting ATPase activity, rotational mechanism
Source: RefSeq, a predicted model, not a curated record